CCGGGCCGGAGGGCGGGAAAGGGAAGGAGAAGGAAAGCAGCCGCUGGGUGAAACCCCCCGCCCCGUCCCCCGAGCUGCCGCCAACCCCUGGCGGCGAGGGACGGAGGCAGAGCCGAGGCGCGAGGCAGCUCCGCUCCCUCGCCGUGCCAGGGAGGCAGGAGGAGGCGUGUCCCCUCCCCGGCUCCGCGGAGCCGCUCUCUCUCCAGCUCGCCUCCGAGCAGACAGCGGGGAGAGCGGAGGAGGCAGCGGAGCGGGGCUCUCCCUUCCUCCCGGGCCCCGCGGCGGCACCAUGCCCGCGGCGCCGCCUCCGCGGGCCGCCCGCAGCAGCAGCCGGGCACGGGGAGCCCCGACGCCCGCAGCCGCGCCCAGCGGGCUCCCGGGCUCUCCCUCCGCGCCCCACUGAAAGCGGCAGCUCCCAGCGCCGCAGCUUGCCUGGGUCUCCCUCCGCCCCGGGGCGCGGGCAGCCGCUGGCUCCGAGGGGGCGCACGCAGCUCUCGCCGGGGACCCGCCUCUCCCCGCCCGCGGGGGGCUGCAGCCGGGGUCCCCGAGCCGGGGCCAGCAGCCGCCUCUGGCUCCCCCGCCCCGCGCAAGCCAUGAACUUUGGCCGGGGCCGCUCGGUGGUGUUGAACGUGGGGGGCACCCGCUACUCCUUCUCCCGCGAGGUGCUGAAGGACUUCCCGCUGCGGCGGGUGAGCCGGCUGCACGGCUGCCUCUCGGAGCAGGACGUGCUGGAGGUGUGCGACGACUACGACCGGGAGCGCAACGAGUUCUUCUUCGACCGCCACUCGGAGGCCUUCGGCUUCAUCCUGCUCUACGUGCGGCACGGCCACCUGCGCUUCGCGCCGCACAUGUGCGAGCUCUCCUUCUACAACGAGAUGAUCUACUGGGGGCUCGAGUGCUCGCACCUGGACGACUGCUGCCAGCGCCGCCUGGACGACCGCAUGGCCGACACCUACACCUUCUACUCGGCCGACGAGCCCGGCGACGGCGGCGAGGACACGCGGCCCCCGGCCGAGCCCCCGCCCGCAGCCGAGGGCAGGAAGUGGCUGGAGAGGAUGAGGCGGACUUUCGAGGAGCCCACCUCGUCCGUGGCCGCCCAGAUCCUGGCCACGGUCUCCAUCCUCUUCGUCAUCGUGUCCAUGGUGGUGCUGUGCGCCAGCACCCUGCCCGAGUGGCGGGCGGCGGAGAACCGCAGCGUGGAGGAGCACAGCAGGUACACAGCAGACUCAGUGAGGGAGCCCUCCGGGAUCAUUGAAGCUAUCUGCAUAGGCUGGUUCACUGCAGAGUGCAUUGUGAGGUUCAUCAUCUCCAAAAACAAGUGUGAGUUUGUGAAGAGACCCCUGAACAUCAUUGAUUUGCUGGCAAUCACUCCUUACUACAUCUCUGUGCUAAUGACAGUUUUCACAGGGGAAAAUUCUCAACUCCAAAGGGCUGGAGUCACUCUGAGGGUUCUUAGGAUGAUGAGGAUUUUUUGGGUGAUUAAACUUGCCCGUCACUUCAUUGGUCUUCAAACACUUGGUCUGACUCUGAAGCGUUGUUACAGAGAGAUGGUGAUGCUUCUUGUCUUCAUUUGUGUUGCUAUGGCAAUUUUUAGUGCACUUUCACAACUCCUUGAAAAUGGACUGGACUUGGGAACAAAGAAUAAGGAUUUUUCCAGCAUCCCUGCUGCCUGUUGGUGGGUAAUAAUCUCGAUGACCACAGUUGGUUAUGGUGACAUGUGCCCCAUCACUGUACCUGGAAGGAUUCUUGGUGGAAUUUGUGUGGUUAGUGGGAUUGUUUUAUUAGCAUUGCCUAUUACUUUCAUCUAUCAUAGCUUUGUGCAAUGUUAUCAUGAGGUCAAGUUCCGAUCUGCUAGGUAUAGCAGAAGCCUCUCUGCUGAAUUCUUAAAUUAAUGUGUGCGCCUGCUUUUUGUAAUAGUACUUGCUAACCUUUGGUGGAAGAGGUGAUGGAUGCGCACCCAUCUUGCCAGAUGAUCUAAGGAACAGCAUUGUCAUCAGCCUUGAAGGAUGUCAGUCACCAUUCUCAUCUGAAGGAUGACUACCUGCUUUGGGCCCCAUGGUAGGGAGUGUGGGUGGGGAUGUUGAGAUCUGAGAGGAAGAAAAUGGUAGCUUCUAGAACAACAAUGGGACUGGAAAGUUCAAGACCUCAUGGGGGCUGGACUUCUCUCUGCCUAUCCAGACAACUACACACACACAAAUCAUGGGCUCCCUCAGUGGGAGUUGCAGGUACUCACCUCUCCUCAUACUGAUAUCCCAUAGCCUUCCAAGGAAAAUAUAACAGAUGUCAUUCAAAUAUUUUAAAAUCUAAAAGAUCCCUUGGAGGAGUAGAGACCUUGUUGACACGAAGCCCGCUCCAGAAGAGUUGAGAAAAUUGGAGCAGAAUUGCUGUUACUUUUAAUUCCUCCAAGUCAUGCAGCAGAUGGAAUAAUCUGACCCUACGACUGAAGGAAGAG
Dermochelys coriacea (leatherback sea turtle) is the source of this 2452-nucleotide messenger RNA. RefSeq names its product potassium voltage-gated channel modifier subfamily G member 3 (gene KCNG3). Gene Ontology annotation, cellular component: voltage-gated potassium channel complex; membrane. The transcript is spliced from 2 exons. Gene Ontology annotation, biological process: potassium ion transmembrane transport; protein homooligomerization. The record is from RefSeq and is a predicted model, not a curated record. NCBI's taxonomy places the organism in Eukaryota, Metazoa, Chordata, Testudines, Dermochelyidae. Gene Ontology annotation, molecular function: delayed rectifier potassium channel activity; protein binding. Bases 594 to 1892 code for a protein of 432 amino acids.